AUUUUUUGUUGCCCCAAAAAAGUCAACAAGGAUCCAAUCAAUGAUUGAAGACUUGUGAAGAAGAAGAGAACGAAUGCAUAGCUCGCUCUUCUAGUCUUGUCUUGUCUUGUCUUUCAUGUUGCCCGCCUUUCCUCAUUCACUUGACAUCUACGUCUAGACAGUAGCGACAUACUCACAGCCUCUGCCCGAAUUGUGACCUUUUUCUAUUCCAACGACUUGGGUAUUCCUAAUCGAUAACGGCGCAUCCAUCAUCAUCAUCAUCAUCACCAUACUUCCUCGUCGCCGUCGUGAUUCCGUCACAAAUUCGACAUCCCAAUAUACAUCACCUCCCUUUGUGGUAUCUAGGUGCACCGCGCCUUGCCAUGGUCGUUAUCGUUUGACCGAGAUUCGGAUCGAAGGGAGCGCGCGCGCGGCGCGUUAUUGUUCACGUCACCCGUCCACGGUCACCGAUCGAACCCAUCGACUCUUCCAGCAUCUCUCCAUUGCUGCUAUUCUUCGCUUUGGCGAUUUCUAAGUAGCUAGCCGUCCCCAUUCUUCUACCACUACCACCACCAACACCACAACAUUAGCAACAACAACAACCACCACCACCAUAACCACCGCGACUCACGGCCACGUACCAGCACCGACGUCAACAUGUUUGAGCCAACCCAACAAGACCAAGGCGGCCCCGCAAAGGGGACACGAAGCAGCCGCCGCAGAGCGCGUCCGUCAAACACAGAUGCCACAGUCCAGGCCCCCAAGGCAAAGCGACAAAGGGUGCCCCUACACGAAACCACGGUUGCGAAUACUGAAGCCCACCCAGAGACGGAUACGGACAUGUACGAAGCCAAGUCCGACAAGCUUGCCUUGCUCGACAUCAAGCGCGACGGCAUUGAAAACCUCGGUGGCCCUCGCAAAGAGCUCAGCGUGCGAUCAAAGAAGCAAAAGGCCGGCGAACGGACCGCAAAGGGUGAUGGAAGCAUAGUAUUGACCACAAACAAUGCCUAUACCGUGAGCAAGCUCCCAGCUUUACCCGACCGACUCCGAGCGGAUGCGCAAAAUCGUCAGCACGGUGCCGUCUACUCGACCAGCGGAUACGCCUUGAGCCUUACCCAUACCCAUGCCUUCGUCUGGCCCUAUGCUUCUACCGCCGCCUCGCCUGAGACCUUCACAUUCGGCCUUCCUUAUCCCUCCAAGAAUCCGACCGACCCGCUACCACUUGGCUCGUUGGUUUCGCCCUCGGCUGCCUCCGACGAACCUGGCCUUGUCGUAGUCAUGCCCAUGAGCGGCAAGAUUGCAUACUGGGAAUCCAUCUCGAGCGCCGCCACCCUUGACUUUAUUCGCCAACAACGACAUGGAGUGGAGGACACAAUACCCGGCAUGUUUUCUGGAGAGCAUGUUGUUCAGAUCGUCAACGCCGAAUCCGCCGGUUUUGUCCUCGUUUUCAGCUCUGGCCGUCUCGCUUACUUGAGCGUCCGCGACAUGCAUGGCCGACCCGCCAUUUCUGUACAAUUCCUCCGGAGCAGCCUCACCAAUGCCGUAGGUGGAUUGCUGGGAAGCAUCCGCCAGGUCCUUGGCUCCACUUCUGCGCAUGGGGAUGUCGUUGCCGUCCGCGCCAGCCAUGCCACAAGAGUCGGAGAGCGCGUCAUUGUUGGAGCUACGACUAAGGGCAAGCUCAAUGUUUGGCGCGUUCACAGGGGCGGCCACCACGAUAUCUUGUCCGAUAUCGACUUGAGGAGCGACCUUAUUCACCAAAUACAGGAGGCCGACCCAGCAUCCGCCGGUUUACCCGAAGAGUCUUUUGAAAUUGUCGAUUUCACCUGCGUUCCUCGAGGACUUGACAACAAGUAUGUGGAGGCUAGCCGGCUUAGCGAGGCUUUGGUUCAUGACGAAGAUUCUGUCCAGCAUCUGCUACUACUCACUUCCUUCUCUUCCAGCAAAAGCCAGUCUCACUAUGCCUUGGUCGAGGUUGUCAUUUCUGGCCAGAACAAGAAGGUUGGUGCAGUCCGACCCUUGACUUCUUACACCAGUCCUGUGAGACCCAAUGCGCCCGAGAGACCCAAGCUCUAUCUACCACGCCCUGCAAUGGUAGCUUUCGUUGUCUUCGACCGCGCCGUUGUGAUUGCAUCCAUGGCCGCCCCACCGGAUUCCCCCGAGUCACAGCUUCAAGAAGACAGCCACAUCAUACCCGCCACAUUCGAAGACGUGGUAGACCUCCGAGAUGAAGGCAAUGUGCAAAUAGUAGGCUCAGGCACGGAGGAGCCUACUACUAAUGGCCAUUUCCCAGAUGAGCUUCGAUCGCGACACAGGACAAAAAACCCCGCUGCUGUGUUGUUGGUGCAGGGUGUUGGCACAGUUAGAGUUGCCGUUAGCGAGGUUGAUCGGUUCGCGACCGAAAAGCCGCCAACCAUAAGCGCGAAGAGCAAGCUCGAACAGGCCGUCUUCUUUGGCAUCAAGAAUGACAAUCCGUUGGUGUUCCAAGGAAGGAGCCUGCCUUUCACCGCUCAGGAAAUCGGAAAUGCCGCCAUUGAGCUCAGUCACGAAAUUGUAGCCUCCAAGACCCCGUUCAUCCCCAACGUGCCCGCCUCGCUCGAAAAUAACAUGAGGACCAGGGUGGAAUAUCUUGAAAGGUUGAUAUCCUACCUCAACACCUUGAGGGUGGAUCUGGACGCUCGUACACGGUGGGUGCUGCUCUACGACUCCGAAAAGAUGGCCGUAGCAACGUGGCUUUGGCGGAAGAAUGAGCAGUUUAUUGCCGAAAGGCCAAAGGGGGAUAAACAAAACGUCAUUUCCGAGACGGUGGUGUACAUCAACGAGAACCAAAAGACGGAGCCCAAUCCGGCUGUCGGCGAGGUAGACCCCGUUCGCCACUGGUUCAUUAAUGAUGUGUGGAGACUAGAAAUCUUUAUCGCUUGGGCAUACCAGAUUAUCAAGUACGCCUAUACCGAACGCCUCACCGACGAGAAUGGCAUCAACCGUCUGAUCUUGGAAGCCGCCAUCGUCAACAAGGGCGCCCUUCAGGAGGCAGAGCAGCACCGCUUGAAAAAUGCACGCUUGUACGGUGUCAAUCCUAGGAAAGGCGCCGAAGGCAACGCGAUCCCCGAGCCCUGGACUGCCACUAGUUUCAUCGGUAGCAAUCUCAAGCGCCUGAUUGAAUUUUGUCACGAAUGGCUGGAUAACUACUACUUCCCUUCUCCGGAAAAGGCUUCUGUGGAUGUGAAAAUUCUCAAGAGCAUUCGGGACAUGCUUCCUGCUCUCACCAGCCGAUACUUCACCGCUCUUGACGAGUAUAUCUCGUGGGCUGAGAAGUCUCUCGAUCCUGACACGCGAGAAUCCGGCAAGAGGUGUCUUCAGGAAUACGUCGAAAAUGUUUAUGAGAAGAUCUUACGACUUAAGGACUACGAUCUUUGGGAUGAGGCGAUUGCUUUGGCGCAGGAGCAUCAGGCAUAUGCCGCCCUGGCAGAUGUCAUGGUGCAGCACAUUCUCACUCUAGAGGAGAGUGCUCUGGCCCCCGGCACUUCUGCUACCAAAGCCGAAGAGUAUCGCGCCAAGGCUGAAGACCGGAAGAGGCAGAUGGGCGGUUUUUUCAACCAGUAUCAGGAGAGGUUCGCCUUCCCGGCGUACGAGGCUCUCCUUGACGCUAGCGGCGUUCAAGCAGUCCUCGAGUUCCCCUAUGACAAUGAGGGCUACGCCACUAAAUUCCUCCGGUCCAGGCCCGGAUUAGCCAAGAUCUCUUGGAUCAAUGAUGUUGAAAGGGAGAAGGACAUUGAUCGUGCUGCCGAGACACUGCUUACUCUCGGUCUAGAAGAGCAGCAUGUGUGGAGCAAGAAGAUCGAGCUCAGUCUUGGAAAGCUUGCUUUGCUGGCUGACGAGGCUGAUCAACGUAACGGAGACAGUGAAAUGAGCAACGACUUUUCUAAUAGCAAGGAGGCCAAGCUUGAGAAGGUUGACCAGGCUUUGGAGAUCAUCACGAUCCAGGAUGGCCUGUACAGCCAGAUACGGCCCACCAUUGAAGAAGCCGUGGACGAAAGUGCCGAGUUUGAGCUGGCAAUGCAAUUUCACGGCGCCUGGAUCAAUGGCCAGAAGAAGCAAAAGGCACUUCAAAGUGUCUUUGAGGACGGCAUGCAGCGCCUGCUCAAGCACAAGGCCCUUCAGCCACUUGACCUCAUCGACUUGCUUACCCUUGUAUACCUUGACCCAAAGCAUUUCAAAGCCAUUGGCGACCAAUUUUACCUAGCCCUGAAGGUCGCUAGGCAUGGUUUAAAGGGGGAGGAGCGGCGCAAUGCUGAGCGCCUCAUUUGGCGUCGCUGUCUCAUCCGUGAUGACUGGAAGCAAGUCAACGUUACCAAUCUGAAGGAUGACCAACAUCAGCUGGAAGUCCUCGGUGAGACAGCACUUUACAGGACCUUGUUUGCUGUUGUAGACGAGCAACACGCAAACGAUGCCUUCCGCCCUUGCAUCAAGCCCUCGGAUGCCCUCGGUGUCUACACCGACAGUCUAGACCGCCGCUUCGACGGCAUGGACGCCUCGUAUCGCAACAAGCUCAUGGACGCCAUGAAGGUCGAAGACGCCAAGCUCAAGACCUACAUCGACAAGGCCCGGUUGGACGAGUGGUACAAGACCACGCUGGAGGCGGCCGAAAACACCGUCGCGAUCGUGUAUGGCCGUAUGACAGCCAAGAAGGCGGCUGCUGCGGCUGUUAAUGGAAGCACGAGGGCACCGCUUGAGGCCGCGGGCGCGGUGAGUGAAGGAUCGUCGUUCUGGUAGGGUUGGAAGCGUGAGAUGCUUUUUGGCGUUGCUGUCUGGGCAUGGCUUUGGAUGUAGGACUCUGGUCGACUUGAUGGUAUGAGAGAGGUGGAUGGAGAUGGGUUUGAAUGUAAGACAACCUGAGAUGCAAGCAUUGCGGAAGACCCGUAGGUUGAACAAAAAGAGGAUGGCUAAACUUGAACGUGUUUAUUGUAUUGGUUAGAACCGGCGGUUGUCUUUCAAACAUAUUUUUCUUGCCUUGCCUAUCUGGAUCUUAUGGUUUGGGUCAAUGAGUCUAUGCGGCGUUGGGGUCAGAGUAAAACUAUGUUCGAAAACAGCAUGAGAGCAACACGAAGAGAGAAAAAGAAACAUUACAAAACCAACAAAGCACCAGAAAAUGGGAAAGGGAAA
This is a messenger RNA of Neurospora crassa OR74A, 5139 nucleotides long. RefSeq lists its product as hypothetical. The transcript has 4 exons. Gene Ontology annotation, cellular component: nuclear pore outer ring. The coding region runs from base 637 to 4749 and encodes 1370 amino acids. Gene Ontology annotation, biological process: protein import into nucleus; transcription-dependent tethering of RNA polymerase II gene DNA at nuclear periphery; poly(A)+ mRNA export from nucleus. Lineage: Eukaryota; Fungi; Ascomycota; Sordariomycetes; Sordariales; Sordariaceae. The record is from RefSeq and is a predicted model, not a curated record. Gene Ontology annotation, molecular function: structural constituent of nuclear pore; protein binding.